Molecule: messenger RNA, 12758 nt
Organism: Hippoglossus stenolepis (Pacific halibut)
Lineage: Eukaryota; Metazoa; Chordata; Actinopteri; Pleuronectiformes; Pleuronectidae
Gene: mast4
Product: microtubule associated serine/threonine kinase family member 4
Exons: 27
Coding region: 3063-10349 (2428 amino acids)
Biological process (GO): peptidyl-serine phosphorylation; intracellular signal transduction
Molecular function (GO): protein serine/threonine kinase activity; magnesium ion binding; protein binding
Source: RefSeq, a predicted model, not a curated record
UGUGUGUGUGUGUGUGAAAGAGAGUGAGACUACUACCCAUCACCUGAAGCUCUUUACGUUAACUUUUAAUAUAACUGCAACCUUUCUGAUGUUCUGGUAUAACUACACUAUUUAUAUACAAUCAAAGCCUUUUAAAAACAAGUGAAUGGUUUCAGUCAACAAAAAAAAUAUUUUGAAAAGGUUAGGCUAGUGUGGCAAACAUUUAUGUUUGAGACAUUUAUAUAUUAACAUUAAAAUGGUAAAAGAUCAUUUUCUCUGUCUAUUCUGCUGUGAAAAUCGGCAAGACCUCUAAUCUCUAGAAGAGCAGCGCGACUUGCACGGCUGAACCGCUGCCGGUGUACGAGCUCUAAUCUGUUAACAUAGGCGUGGAAAUGAAAAGCAAGCCGUUCCACGGCCGUUCUGCAGCCAGUGUGGCACAGGCGUUACUGUUUAGGCAGAUAAUAUGUCAAUGCUUCGAUUACGGUGUGAUUCAGAUGUCCUCAAGUUGCCAAAAGUAUUUUAUUUAAUGUUUGAAUAACGCUGACAUUAGUGCAGUGCAACACCUUCUUUGAAAACAGCUCACCUGAGCACAAGUAAUAGGCCAGAUGAGAACUUUAAAAAAGGUCAACUGUCUCCUGUAAUUCAUAUCAUUUAUCAGAAUAGACAGUUAUUUCAAAAACUAUGCUGACCUGUCAUACGAUUUAUGAAGGAUAACAAAUUGAUUCUCUCUCAUUACUACAUUAUGGCAGAGGCUCGUCUGAUAAUAUGUAAUAACAGUUCUGUAGAUUGCUAGAAUUGUCUGGUAGUUUUGGUGAGUGAGAGUCAGAGGACAGUAUCCCACAUUUUCAGCUGCUGUUUCCGGUGACCUCCCUGUUCAUGCUGCUCUAUGCAAGUUUGACUUUGAACAUCUGAGCCAUCGUUUCUUAUGUGGAACAGAGAAACAGAGCAGAGCCAUAAUUAGAGUGAAGGCUGUCACACUGGCCUGUAGGGAGACGGACUGAGCCACUCUGAGGGAACACACACACACACACACACGUCACACACGUCACACACGUCACACUGAAAAAAUGCCUUUAUUACAGAAGAGGUACAUGUAAGUAGAACCAGAUUUUAUGUGCUGGUCCUUUUGUCGAUUUCGAUCUCGGUUUCUACUCCUCAGCUUUUGGAUUCCUUCUUAGCAAGUGAUUACUCAUCUGCAGCAUCAUGAUGGUCCUCAGCUCUGACUGUGCACGUCCAUAGUGAAGCUUUCCACCAUGUGUCUCUCCUGUUCUGUGUGUCUCUCUAGUCUGACUGUAACAGUGACUGUGACUGUAACAGUCACACUAGACACCUGAUUUUAUUUUUAUGACCAUCAUAUAACAGAGCUGGUGCUGUCAGUAUUGUGAAAUCCUUGUCAUUUUUCAUUUGUACCUCCAGGUAAUUCUGAGGAUGUAUUUUCAAGCAUCAUGGGUAAUUGUUUUUUAACUACUGAGGCUUCACACACUAAAUAUGUUUUUGCAUCUUUAUUUUGGUUUAUGAUUAAAUUUGUCCUCUGCCAGAAGAUGUAUCUUAAACUCCUGAUUUUAAAUUUACACAUUUCCAAAAAUGUUGGUAUGCCAGCUGCUCAAAUGUGAGAAUUUGCUUGUUUUACGUGACAGUAAAUUUGAUAUCUUUGGUCUGCAGGUCAGACAAAACCAGACAUUUAAAAACAACAUCCUGGGCUCUAGGAAAUUGUGCUGCAUAUUACCCCUGAUGUUUUACUCCUUGUGUGAUAAAUGAAGAUAAUAAUUUGAAGAUAUUGAUUAAUGAAAAUUAUUUUCUUCAUUUAGUCUAAAUUUUGUUAGUUGACUAAUUGUUUAAGCGCCUUUUGAAACUCUUGCAUAUUUGAAAUCCGUUGAACUUUUGGCAAAUAAAAGGGACGUUCACUUGGUUCAUAGAUAUCUGACAUUAUUGCACAAUAUUGACAGUUUUUAUAGUUUUUAUCUCUAAGAUAAAUGAAAGUAACUACUUUGUAUGCACUACUCCUCAGACUGCAAACACAUGCAGUGCUUUUAUCGCAGCUCUGGAACUGAAUCAUUGCACCUCAGCCAAUAGUCUGUCUAUAGGGCUGAACUUUGCUCUCUCCUGUGGAGAAUAGUCUUUGAAUAUAAGUAAUCAAUGUCUUGGUACUAAGGUUUCUGAGUGAGAGGUUUAUUUAGGUUCAUCUUGUUUAGAAUGUUUUUUUUGUAGUCCUGGCAGCUACUGUAAAGUAUACAGAGGUACUUUGCUCUCCACAGGCUACUGUCUAGAGCCGACUCCUAAACUCACACAUACAUGCAGGGUUUGAAAAUCAAAUUCAUCACUGAACUGACGAAAGGCCAGUUUCUGUGUUACGUGUGCAUGUGCACGCACGAGUCCAGGGUAGUUUUCCUUUUCUGAAAGGUCAGAUUUAACAUCAUUAAAGUUAACCUCUUUUUUUAAUGCUUACAAUUAAAAUGUGGUUAUUAUGAAGCUGGAUGAAACUUGUGAUCUGUACUUGUCUUUCAGUAGUCGUUUGUGUGUGGCUGCUUAUCUGCUGAUAGUCAAUAAGAAAACAUGAGUCAAGGAUCAAAGGUGAUGUAGUUAAGGUGAGGCUCCCAUUCACAUGAAUGGACUGUCUAUGCAGGGACCAGCUGAGGGACGAAUUUAUGCAGCAGCAGGAGAAAUCCAUGCAGAAGCACAGCAUUUCCAUUUCAAAUAGGUCCUGCUUAAUACACUGACCCACCAGACUUUUGGAGGGGUGCCAGUUUGUGAAAGCAGCAAAUGCACAGCAGCAUCUGCUGAUGAUGCAGUACCCCUCUGCCUCACAACCCCCCCUCCACAGGAUGUGAAGUGGUAGAUGCCUGUUACAUGAUAUGAAGCAUGUUGAGUGAAGGCAGCAGGAUGAGUGUUUGGGAUACAGCACACAGUCACAGUGAGCCGAGAAAACAAAAAAUCUGCUGGUAUUAGGUGUCAUAUCCCCACAACAGUGGAGGCUGUCAACACCUGACCUGGAUCACACGCUGCGUACCUUUCCGGAUCCUCCUUGGAUUACUUUUUUAUUUGAGGACAGAGGAGGACAGCGUGUCCUCUCUGCCUGUGUGUUUAUGCCGCAGCUGGCUGCAGAUGUGCCUGUGCAGAGGAAGUUUGGACCUAAGGAGAGCUGCUGUAGGAGUACCUGUCAGGACUGCACUGGAGGUUACAUCCUCCUGAACCCUGAAAGUCAUCGCUCCUCCUCACUCGGUCUCCAAAAGCCAUCUUUGCUUCUCCCUCUUUGGCAUGACUUGGAAACAAUGUCGGAUUCUAGUCUGUGGACAGUACUGUCCAACUUUAACAUGCCACAUUUCUUCAGUGGAGCCCGUCUGCGCCGGUCAAAGAGCUGCAGAACGAGCAACAGAAAAAGCCUGAUAGGAAGCGGUCAGUCCUCAGGUUUACCACGACCUCACUCACCUCUCUCAUCCCUUACAGGAACAAGCCCACAAGACAGUCCUAGAAAUUUCUCCCCGAGUGCCUCUGCUCAUUUUUCCUUUGCACGAAGUCAUUGCCACAGAGCAGACAGGACUGAUGGUCGCCGCUGGUCUUUGGCCUCCCUCCCAUCCUCUGGAUAUGGAACCAACACGCCCAGCUCCACUGUCUCUUCAUCCUGUUCAUCACAGGAGAAGCUGCACCAGCUGCCCUUCCAGCCUACACCCGAUGAACUGCACUUCCUCUCCAGGCACUUCUGCACUGAGAGCAUCUCCGGGGAUGAAUGCCGCAGAGCGACAGCAAUGCGACCCCGCUCACGCAGUCUCAGCCCGGGAAGAUCUCCAUCAUGUUACGACCAUGAGAUUAUUAUGAUGAAUCACGUCUACAAGGAGCGGUUUCCUAAGGCCACAGCUCAGAUGGAGGAAAGGAUUCAGGAUAUCAUCCGCAGCAACUCUCCAGAGAGCGUCCUCCCUUUGGCAGAUGGCGUGCUCGGCUUUGCCCACCACCAGAUAAUUGAGCUGGCCCGUGACUGUCUGGAGAAGAGCCGGCUUGGACUCAUCACCUCCAGCUACUUCUGCGAACUCACUGACAAACUGGAGAGGCUUGUUCUGGAGUCCACAGAGAGAUCUGACAGCGAGGAGGUAAACUUCAUCCGAGAGCUGGCGAAGAAGAUCCUCAUCGUCAUUGCCAGACCUGCUCGGUUGCUGGAAUGUCUGGAGUUUGAUCCAGAGGAAUUUUACCACCUUUUGGAGGCUGCAGAGGGGCACGCUAAAGAGGGCCAGGGCAUCAAAACAGACAUCCCGCGUUACAUCAUCAGUCAGCUGGGACUCACACGAGAUCCACUGGAAGAAAUUGCUCAGCUGACCAGCUGUGACAGUGGGAUUGCAGAAACCCCAGAAACAGACGACUCUGGUCAGAGCCUGAGCACAGCCUUACGGUCACGGAGAAAACCCUGUGAAUUGGACUUUGAGAUGACAAAACUCAUCAGCAAUGGUGCCUAUGGAGCUGUUUAUCUGGUUCGGCACAAGGAAUCUAAGCAGCGCUUUGCCAUGAAAAAGAUCAACAAGCAGAACCUGAUUUUGAGGAACCAGAUACAACAGGCCUUUGUGGAAAGAGACAUCCUCACCUUUGCUGAGAACCCGUUUGUAGUGUCCAUGUACUGCUCCUUUGAGACUCGCCGGCACCUGUGCAUGGUUAUGGAAUAUGUGGAAGGGGGAGACUGUGCCACCCUUUUGAAGAACAUGGGUCCUCUGCCUGUGGACAUGGCCAGGAUGUACUUUGCAGAGACGGUGCUGGCUCUGGAGUAUCUGCACAACUAUGGCAUUGUCCACCGGGACCUAAAACCAGACAACUUGCUGGUUACCUCGAUGGGCCACAUCAAGCUCACAGAUUUUGGGUUGUCUAAAGUUGGGCUGAUGAACAUGACCACUAACCUGUAUGAGGGACAUAUAGAGAAAGAUGCCAGAGAGUUCUCCGACAAGCAGGUGUGUGGAACACCUGAAUAUAUUGCUCCUGAGGUGAUCCUGAGACAAGGUUAUGGGAAGCCAGUGGACUGGUGGGCGAUGGGAAUCAUCCUCUACGAGUUCCUCGUGGGUUGUGUGCCUUUUUUUGGAGACACGCCGGAGGAGCUGUUCGGACAGGUCAUCAGUGAUGAGAUUAACUGGCCUGAAGGAGAGGAUUCUCCACCUCUGGACGCUCAGGAGCUCAUCACCCUGCUGCUCAGACAGAACCCUCUGGAUCGGAUGGGCGCAGGUGGAGCUGCUGAAGUAAAGCAGCAUCAUUUUUUCUACAACCUGGACUGGAACGGGCUGCUGAGGCAGAAGGCUGAGUUCAUCCCUCAGCUGGAGUCUGAAGAUGACACCAGCUAUUUUGACACUCGCUCUGAGAGAUACCAUCAUCUGGAGACAGAGGAAGAGGAUACAAACGAUGAAGACUUCAAUGUGGAGCUGCGACAGUUCUCCUCCUGCUCUCACAGAUUCUCGAAGGUUUACAGCAGCCUGGAUUUGUCUCGUGGGCACCUGGAGGAAAAAGGAGAGACGGAGGAGAAGAAGAGUGAGAGCCCACUGACUGUGGACUCUCCCAGCUGGACGCCAGACUUUGCUGAAAUGCCCUCGUUGUCCCACUCGACAGACACAGACAAUAUGAAUCAGGGCCCCCGCUCCACCUUGCUGCCAAAGUUUGCCAUCUCCGCUGAGAGCGAAGGAGAUGAGACCUCAGGCAUUGGUGACCCCAGCAAGACCUCCUUCUCCAUCGGAGAGCUGCCACAAGAUGAGCCUGAUGUUACAACCCCAGGCAGCACCCACAGUGGAGCCACGCUCUCUGGUAGCUUCUCAGAACAUCUGGACCAGCUGACACCCAGAGGUGAAGAGAUGAUGAGCCCUGACUGUUCCAGUCAUACCGCCGCAGACCAGGGUGCUCAGAGCAGCUCCCUGCGGCCUGAGAGUGCUGCAGAAAAGGCCAGAGCUGUGGCUAAAGUCCCGAAGUCUGUGUCAACUGGGACCCUCUCUCUGAUGAUCCCUGGAGAUAUCUUCGGGGUGUCUCCGCUGGCCAGCCCCCUGUCCCCUUACUCCCUCUCAUCAGACCUGUCCUCACGAGACUCCUCUCCCAGCCGAGACUCCUCCCUCUGUACCACAAACCCACGGCAGCCCAUCAUCAUCCACAGCUCUGGGAAGAAGUUUGGCUUCACGCUGAGGGCAAUCCGGGUGUAUGCCUGUGACAGUGACAUCUACACUGUCUAUCACAUGGUCUGGAAUGUCGAGGACGCUGGACCUGCACAUAAAGCAGGACUUAAAGCUGGAGACCUCAUUACUCAUGUCAACGGAGAACCAGUCCACGGUCUGGUCCACACUGAAGUGGUGGAGCUCCUGCUCAAGAGUGGUAGUAAAGUGGCCAUCUCCACAACCCCCUUCGAGAACACGUCAAUAAAAACGGGUCCAGCCCGGAGGAACAGCUACAGAAGCAAGAUGGUCAGAUGUGCCAAGAAACCCAAGAAGGAGAAAACACCAGAAAGGCGUCGCUCCCUGUUCAGGCGUUUUGCCAUGCAGCCCUCUCCUCUCCUGCACACAAGCCGCAGUUUCUCUUCUCUCAACCACUCUCUGUCAUCUGGUGAGAGUCUCCCCGGCUCCCCCACCCACAGUAUCUCCCCUCGCUCCCCUACCGCUGCCCUCCGCCCCACACCAGAUUUCACCCAGUCAGGUGGCAACUCCUCCCAGAGCAGCUCUCCCAGCUCCAGCGCUCCAAACUCCCCUGCAGGCUCUGGCCACAUUCGUCCCAGCACGCUCCACGGCCUUGGCCCCAAACUGCCGGGUCAGCGGCUCCGUCAGGGGCGCCGCAAGUCUGCUGGUAGCAUUCCUCUUUCUCCUUUGGCUCGCACACCUUCACCCACCCCCCAGCCGACAUCACCUCAGCGCUCACCCUCUCCCCUUCUCAGUGGACAUUCUGUUGCCAUUUCCAAGACGAAUCAAGCCUUCCCCGCCAAAAUACAUUCCCCACCAACGAUUGUGCGCCACAUUGUACGCCCCAAAAGUGCUGAGCCUCCUCGGUCACCCCUGCUAAAACGAGUCCAGUCUGAGGAGAAGCUGUCCCCCUCUUACACAGGAGACAAGAAGCACCUGUGUCCCAGAAAACACAGCCUGGAAGUGACCCAAGAAGAGGUGCAGGAUGAGGAGCUGAGGCCUGGGGAGCGGGAUUACACCAUCCUGCAGAGUGUGGAAGAAACUGCCUGCGAGCCACAAGCAAUCAGCCGUGUACGGCCUGUUGAGCAGGGCUGCUUAAAGAGGCCAACCUGCCGCAAGAUGGGCUGGCAGGAGUCAGUAGAGGAGCUCGACAAGGACAAACUGAAGUCCAAGAUAGUUGUGAAGAGACAGGAGUGGUCGGAGAGGAGGGAGUCGCUACAGAAGCAAGACGCCCUGCGAGAAUCUGACUCAUCCCCCUUGUGUGGUGAUGACAGGGAUGAAAGUUUUUUGGUCAGAGUUCAAAACAAAUCUCAAAGCAGCCCAGAGUGUGGCCCUCUGGAAGCCAAAGGUGCCAGCACCGCCCUUAAAGACGUUCUGUAUAAGAAACUCAACACACGAGUCUCCGAGGGCCUCGCUGAACCAUCUGGUGGCUGCAGUGAAAACGAAGGAGGACUCCGAACAACUCUCUGCUCUAUUCACCCAGAGUGGCAGCACUGCAGGCAGGGUAAAGACAAUAUGAAGCCAGACAGACUGGACUUCAAAGCUCCCAAUAUCGAGUUCACCAGGAAGAGAUUGUCAUUCGAAGAUCGAGAAGAUUGCAUCUGUCGACUCUCUGCCGGCAUCCAUGAGAACCUCCACUUUGGCUCCACCAGGUCAAAGAGCCUCCAGCUGGACACAGCCAUGUCUCACGAGCACAUGAAGGCAGCACUGGGCAGUGUUCACUCCAGCCCUGAAGGCCUCACCCCAAAGCUGUUUUCCGGUAGAGGAGAGAGCGCUGUGGAAAAACUACAGCUCAUCUCCUCGGCAGAGUCUCCCCUCCGAAAGACAUCGUCUGAAUAUAAACUUGAAGGGCGCCAUGUCUCCUCUCUCAAACCUCUAGAGGGCACCCUGGAUAUCGGCCUGCUCUCUGGGCCCAGAGUCUCCAAAACAGAAACUUGUUUAUCCAAGAUGACGGAGAACACAAGCGACUCUGUUUGUGCAAGUCCUCCAAUUUGGCUCCAGAGCCCCACUGAGAGACAGUUAACCAUCCCCCAGUUGAAAACUGCAGACAAGCUGAAGAGCCCCCUGACAUGUUCCCCCAGCCCUGAAGCUGUUUCUUCUCUAAAUAGCAUAGUUGUCUCCAAAGAGCAAUCAAAUAAUUCACCCUCAGAGGUUAAAACAAGCAGAAGUGAUGAGAAAACACAUGACAGACACAGUGACUCAUUAAAGGCUCCAACCAGCAAAGUGGAGGCCUCAACUUUUACUAUUAAACAAGAGAGCAGGGCUGGUAUGAAGGCCACUUCAUCGCUGGCUCACGAACACAGAGGCCCUCGGCACAGCUCCCACUUCUCCUCCUGUGGAAAAACACCGUCCAUACGGGAAGUCAGCAAUGAAGAUCAGGAGGAUGAAGUGGAGCAGCAGGAGGUCACAGCACACACAGCGUCACAAAGUAGUGCCAGCUCCAAGACAGUCGUCUCUUUCACUUCACCAAAGCCAGAGGUAAAAACUUCCCCAGCACCCGCACAAGUGGAGACUCCAGCUGCAGCUGCCAAUGAUGCAUCACCAGUCUCACUGCAACAGACUAUUAACUCCGGUGUGGACACAGUUCAGCGUCAAGGCUGCGCGAAACAACCAGAUACAACUACACAGCACAUGACCUCUGCUUCAAUGGUUAAUGUACAGAACAAACCAGCAUCUGCACACGUUCCUGAGAAUUUGCUUUCAAAACUGCAACAGCCGAACAUCUGCUCAUCAAAUCCCGAACCUCAGGUUUCUAUCACAACAUCUGCAUUCACUUCAGGCUCUGUACACGACAAGAAAUCCUGCGGUUUGAAACCAGAAGCCCAGGACAGCUGUGAGAGACCCGUUAGUAAGGACACUGUGCAGUCUGUCAAAGUGGUCGCUAAUACAGGAAGCUCAGGCUCGAAGAAUGAAAUCAACAGAUGUGCCACGGUUUCAAAAGUGUUGCUUAAGAGAGACGUUGCUGCAGUAAACGCCUCAUCACAAAAUGUUGCAGAAGUCCCACUGAGCCUGAAUAAAAAGGAUAACACUGUGUUCGUUGGUCAAAGAGAGAGCAACAGCACGUCACUGCAGAAGAAAGACGAUCCUGUACCAGCAAAGAUAAAGAAUGUGACAGAUUCAGAGCAGAGUUCUAAAAACUGUCCAGCUGUAAAAACACUACACAAAUCAUCUGAUUCAGAACUCGGCACCUUUAAGAGAGAGAACACUGUUAUCAGUGUGAAAGAAAACAAUGUGUUUCUUUCAACCAAACUGAAAAGUUCCGCUUCAGCAACUGCAACUGGGCCACAGCCUGCUCCACACGGCGCUGUGAAGACAGAGAGGGAGUCAAAACCACUUGAAGUGAAACCUCACAGUGUAGCUGCUCCUCUCUCACUCGUAAAGGUCAGUCCAAAUUCAAAACAGAGACAUCUGUCUAAAGAGUCUGCGCUGUCGACUGCAAACGUUCAAAUAACCCAUGACGCCAAACGGAAAGAAGCCUCGCUGCCGUCCGCCGGAGCUGACGUGAAGCGGGAGGAAUCGGUGCAGCUGACGCAUUCUUCCACUGUCGCCGACGUGAAGCAAAGAGAGACCCAGCCCAAAAGCUCUGUAGCAACCACAGCUGUUAUAGGAAAAGAAAACACUGACUUGAAGCCAAAAUCUCUCCCUCAGAAAACUGUCCCUUCAUCAUCGACUCUUAAGACUUCUCCAGCUCCAGCACAGUUUGUUAAACAAAGUCUUGAUUUCAAACAUAAAGACCCCUCACCCAAAAAGCAAGCCCCAGUGGUUAAAGACCAUCACGACUCAAAACCAAAAGACGUUCACUCCCCUCAUGCUGGUCCUCCACAUCAGCAGCAGCAGCUCAGGGCGCUGUGGGAUGUUUCCUCUCAGCCUCAUCCACCUCCUGUGCUGCCAAAACCUGCUGUGAAGAAAGAAACGCCUUCGCCAAGCAGUGGAGCCGCCUCAUCCAGGCUCUCCACCUGUUCAGCCCAGGACACGGUAGCCAAGAUAUCCAAAGCUGACGUGCUCAAACCAGACAGUCACAAGGGCCUGGAUACCAGAACCGCCGCCCCUGACAAACUGGCAUCCUCCGGCCGCAAGGAGCAGGCUGACAGGAAGAAAAAAGAAACGGUUCAAGAUGUGGCGUCCGUGCAGAAAAACACAAAACGAGACACAUCCAGAGCCGCUCCUGCCGCACAGAAAGACAGUUCAGACAAAGAUGGCGGCAGGUGCAAGCAGCAGAAGGAGUCACCACGUAGCUCCGGCAACAAAAAGUAAAGAGCAAGGAGAAAAACAGCAGCUGACGUUAUCAGCUCACAGAAUCCAGAUGUAAUAAAAUGUUAGAAACGGUUCAUACAAACAUCAUCAUGCCUUUUGUUUUUGUUUUUUUUGUAUAUUUUUGAGGACCGGGCAAGCUGUUACACGCUGAUAAAGAGGUAGAUGCGUCUGUGCGUGCACCUGUGUGCAUCUUAUGAGAUAUGACAACAUAUGUAAAUGUUUAGGUCUGAAUGUCACCGAUCAUUUCUGGUGUUUUCUGAAGUGAGUAACUUUUAAGCGAAUGUUUGGAAGUCGGUGUUCGUCGCAGAAUGCUUCGUGCAAUCAGUCUGUCAGAGGCAAUAGAGAGGAGCCUUGGAGGUUAUGACGUACUGUAGUCAGUGCCAUGAAUGAUUUUGAAUUGCACUCUUACUUCGAGACCUGAAGGACCUGAUGUUGAAGUCGUUUUAAUGCAGUAGACCACGCGAUUUUGCUCAGCAGUUAAAUAAAUGUAUCACGUGUAUGUUUGGUCAAACCAGACACUUUUAAAGUUGGGUUUUGAGCCGUGGUACUCGGAGGGAACGCCUGUGCUUUUCACCUAAAACUUAAAAAAAUUUAAAACACAGAAUUAUCUCUGAAAUCAUGAAUUAGUGUGGGGGCCUUAGAAUUAUGGGAAAUCAAACGUGCUGUUCUUAGCAAGAUGUGGUGUUUAUUCACAUUCCUCUGACAUCUGUACAUAUAGUUUUGAUUUUUAUGCAAUAUGGUGAAAAUAUAUGAUAACACUGUAAAACUGGGAUACAUGGGCUUUCAUGAUUGUUGUUUGUAUCAUAUGUAUAGAUUUUUGCAGUGUCAUGUUUGUAUUUAGAGUAUCCGCUUGAUAACUAAGCUAACGUGAUGUAUCUCAUCAGAGGCACCCUCCUCUUGACAUGUUCCAAAAUCCACUUGAAGAGAGAUAAGAAAAGGCACGAGGGGGUCACUGGGCUAUUUCUAAAAGAAAAUGUAGCAUUGUUAUAAGAAAACUGUGAGGGCUGUCUGCGUUUCCCAGGAAUGUCUUUCCCGCUGAUGGCGUGGUCGCCGGCUGACAGCAGCUUGUAGAAUGACGACUGUGUAAAAUAUGAAAUAUUGUGUCUGAUAAAUGAGACGAACCCGCAGCUCCGCACACGUUCGCCAACGGCCAAAACUGCAGUCUAGUGUUUUGUUUUUCUAAAGUCUCUGGGCAUCAUCCGUGGUUCCAUCCGUGUAGAGUGAUAUCGGCUCAAUCGCGAGUAAGAGCGAGUUCCCAGAGUGCUUCACUGUCGGUGUUUCAAAGAGCUUUGAUGUCAGGCUUCAGUCAGUGUUGUUAAAAAUGUCGUGUUUGUGUUUCAGACUCUUCGUAAUGAGCAGAAGAUUUUCUAUAAGGAAUCCUGAUUAUUUGCAUAGUUCAUAUCCAUGACAUACAUUUGAUGUUAAUGUGCAAAUACUUGGUACUAUACAUAUAGGCCGUCAUAUAUCAGCAUUCACUUUCUGCAAUUUACACACGUUUCUGUAGAUGCCUUUUACAUCACAAACCCUAAAAUGACAGCCAGAAAGUAGUCUAGGACACUAAGUAUGUAAUGCAGUAUUUGCUCUGUUGUGCUGGCUAUAUAAUAACAAUAACCUUGUCUACUACAUAUACUCAAUGUUGACAAGUCAAAGAGAAAAUACUUCAUUUAACAGGACACAGAAAAUAGUUUAUCUGCGUCCGAGAAUGACACGUGAGGCGGCAGAGAUUUUAAUGUUGAAAGAAUCUGAUGUGUACCUGCAUUAGAUCUUAGAAAUGUAUUGCUAAUGUUUUGUGAAUAAAGAAUAAAUGCACCUUAAUUUUUUGCCAGGCGUCAGUUCAGAAGGUGAGAAAAGAGGAAAAUUGGAACUGAAAACUGGUUUAUGGAUUCCCCACUGAAACGAAUCACUGACUUUUAUUUGACCAGUUAAACAUGCAGGUUUUCUUCAUUUUCUGUGAUGACUGAUAUUUAAAAUCCUCGAAGCACAUUCAAUGUUUGUUUACAAAGCAUCAUGGAUGUAUAUUUUGUAUAUUGUUGAUUUGCCAAAUCUCUGUUCUGUGUCACAGAUGAUGUUGUUUAUAGUAGUGUGAGACUUUGCUCCCCUGCCACCACCACCAUGUGUAAUGAGAACAUUUGUUUGUGCCGUAAUCAAUGUCUUUUUCUUACGUCAGGUUCUUCUUUGUCUGCUCGUCUCCUCGGUUGUCUUUCGUUUUUUUCCUCCUCUGUGCAAAACUAGUAUUAGAUGAACUCGCUUACAUUGGUUUGUCUUUUAGAACAUGUGCAAUAAAAGUGUUUUGAGUUUUGUAUUUUGCUCAAGGAAAGCUCUAUGGAUGUCAUAGAUGUUGUAUAUUAAAACAGAUAUUUAUACUUCUAAUGUUGCGUAAUACUGAAAAUAAAAUGGAAUUAUAAAUUA